CACAAUAGAUGUGAUAUCGAAGCACACGAAUGUUCACACAGAAAUAAUGUCAGCUUUGACAUUCGAAUCCUUCUGCGAAAUGUCCCAAAACCAGAAUCACGAAAGAUACGUCUUGUACAGCGGAAGACCCAAACUGAUGCUGGAUAAGAAACAAUUUCAAUGUUUAAAAUUUUAUGUUAAAAAGGCACGUAGAAGAGUGAUCAAGGCCUUAAAUGAAGUUAAUGAGCAUGCUGAUUCCACUUAUCUAUUUAUUACGUACGACGGAAAAUCACUUCCAAACGAUUUUCAGCGAAGAAAACCUACUUUGAAGACACUUCACGCUUCAACGUCGUCUUCAGAUACCAGUAUAACUGACGAAAGUGAUAUCAUGUCACAAUCAGACUCUCAGAUUAGCGAUGAUGAAUUUGAAAGUGAUUAUGUCCAAAACCUUGAAACAUCUUUAAGUACAACUCAAAGAGCAAUUUGUUUUGGUGAAAGGACUUUUAACAGCAGAAUGGCUACUGAAUCAGAGAGCAUUGUAAAUGGUAUUUCAACAUCGAUACCACAGAGUGGGUUAAUGCCACAAAACAUUUUAGAAGCACCUGAAACUUUAAGGAUAAUCGAGGAGGAAGACGAUACCCCUGUUGAUAUCGAAGACUCUUUGAAAGGUCUGUGCGAUUCAACUGACAGCAAAAUAAAACGAAUGGAUGUACCGGAGAAUUCGAACGAAUUAAUUGAACAAAAAAUGGACGUAGCAGGAACUUAUGCCAGCGUUCAGAAUGAGAGAGUCGGGACGACAUCUGCUGAUAAACAGGUAGACGAUCUAAUAGAUAAAAUUGAAAAAGAACUUGAAGAUUCGCAAUAUGUGUAACACUUUCAGGCUGUUUGCGAUGAAAUGAAAGAUGCAAACGACGAGCACAAGACAUCCACAAAAAUAUUCCGCUCUAUAAGUAGAAACUGUUACUCGUCAAGCUUUCAUCAUAUUGGACAAACAUUAAUUUUCUCUUUAGUUUAUCAGGUUUAACAUCAUACUGGCACAAGUAUAGGUAAUACUGUGUCUGUCCAGCUUUUCAUAUUAGAUGAAUACCAAAGCUGCACAUCUCAGCGCAUUAUUUAAGGCAUGAGGUUUUUCAAUUUUGAUAAAGAGUUACAACAAUCACGAUCGGAUUUUGAACUUUUUCAUUAAACAACCAUUGAACUGAGACAGAAAUAAUGCGUUAACAAUAUAUUAUUUCUAAAGCACAAAAUGAGUAUAUUGUGUUAUUGGCCUCGUGUUCCAAGUAGUGCCUUCUGUUUUGCGGACAUUUUGACAACUAUCUUUUGGAAUGCAGUUACCUCAAAUCCAUUAGAAUGGAGUUUAUUCCAAAUAAUUUUACUACUCGUUUUAAUAUUUAUCAACUUGAUAACCUCAUGAAGAGUAAAGAUAAGUUUUAUACUUGCAAAAUUAGCACUCUUUUGUAAAAUUUUAAUGUCAAAUUUUCAAUAGCUCAUUUUCCAGAUUCGAUAUUAGUAAUAAUUUGAGUAUUAAGAUGCUUCAGUUUUGGGUAUUAAGUUGCAUAUUACGACUACCGUAUAGCGGGUUAAUUCUGCGAGUUUUCUUUAUUUCUGCUAAAUCUGCUGGUCAAGACUGUCACGCAGAAAUAAAUUCCACACAUUUAAAAUAUCAGCAGAAUUUUUUGACGCAGAAAUAAACUUUGAUAUUUCGCUUAAUAUAAUGACCCGUUAUCUUUAUCUCACGAGUUUUUCGUCUGCUGUCAAGUUAUUCACAAUGUAUCGAUUGUGGUUAAUUGCUUUUGCUAUAGUAUAAAUCUAUUGUCCACGAAUGAAUGGUUAUCGUUUCGGGCGUUUAUUCACAAAACACUCUAGGUUGAUGAAAAGUUAAGCUGUUGUUAAAAGUUGUUACUGAAUGGACUGUAAGUCCGUAAGUAUUGACCUGGCACUCAUGAAUAUUCCGUAUGUUUCCGUAAAUUUAUUUUCGGUGUCCGAACUUAAACAACGGUAAAACUAUUGAAAAGCUAAUUAUAUACCGUCAUGUAUCAUGGACAGAUAUAGCUAUGCGGACAGAUCGUUUUGCCACCAAUCUCAGGGCUGUGUGUUCGAGUCCUUUGUCUGGCCAAAUUGUUUUUGUUUUCUGUUUUAACAAGCGGAAAACUUGUCAUACUUAUCAUGAUUUAUAAACGAAAUACUCUACUAUCCAUCAACAUUCUUUUACUUAUAUUUGUAUCAUAGCUUGGUGUUUUUUCUUAACAAAUUUGGUGCAGGUAAUUCGUAUACUCUGACUACAGGGUGCGGUAACUAAAAGUGUGCAGGUAUUUAAUACCCGCACUCUAGUUACCGCACUGUUGGAUAGGAAAGUAUGCCAGCAUGUGUGGAACAGUAGACAGCGACGUGUAUUUUAUUGAUUUUCUGCUCUAGCAUUGGUUUAUUUUACCUGGGCUUUACACAUUUGUAAAGCAAGGAUUUUAAGUACUCACUGAACUGCUGUAUAUGGCAAUGUGGAACGCCUACAACUACCAUAUAUGGAUGGCUAUGAUACAAAACAGAAAGAACAUUAAAACUCUCGGGUAAACGAUUUAUACUCGGGGGCUACGCCCCCUCGUACAAAUCGUUUACCCUCGAGUUUCAAUGCUCUUUCUAUUACAAAACCGUCCUACAAAAUGUUGUUUAAAAUCUUCAGGACCGGACAAGUAUUCGUUCAUUGUUGACGACACAAAAUGAAAUGUUUAAAAAAAUAAUAUAAUAUAGAUAAAAAUACAAACACACGGAGUUAUAUUUCAAAAAAUGAGUACAAAUGAAUUCGAACCCAUGGUAACAUUUUUCUCAAGUCGGAGAGCUUACCACUACACCGCAGUGCCAUUGGUUAUCUUAAUUAAUUAUUUUGAUAAAUCUAGAUAUUUCCAGGACACAAAUAUCGCGUAAAAAAACGAAAACACCCGAAAAUAUUGGCGAAGAUAAAUGAGUGUCAGGCCAAUACUUAUGGACAGUACUAGAUUUUGCAUUUGUAUAUAUUUGUAAAUAAAUCGUAUUUUUUUCUACCAGCAGUGUUACGCUUUAUGAAAAUGUCUUUCAAAAUAAUUACCGCUACUAGACCUACAGUUUUUAUUUUAACUCUGAUUUUUAAUCAUGCGCGGUAAUGAAAAGAAAUCGAUUUAACACAAAUAAAUAUUACAUGUUUAUUCAUGUACAAUGGUUAGAGCUUUAAAUAGAACUGUAGUAUCGAAAUGUUGUGAAUUAGUGCAUAUUUUGUAAAUUUUCAUUCAGCAGUCGACAUUUUUUACCUUCAGGUAAUACUUGAAAUACAUGAUCACAUGAAUUGUAAGAACUUCCUCCCCAAUAAAAGUUAAAUAUGUAUGUUUAAAUUCUCUUCAACUUACAGUCAAGUUUGAAUGGAACUCGAGUUGAUCAUAGUAUUAUAAACAAGAUGAACACUUUACUCUUGUAUUGUUAUUAUUAUACUUUGAACACAGAAAGUGAAAAUAGAUACAGCAAUGCUUUUACAUACAAGUCUGUAGUGUGAGGAAUCGUUUUAGAAUCAAUUUUUUAUUCAUCUAAAAUGUAAAUGUUAUAUGACAAACAGCUAUAUUGUUGACUUUGCUUAUUAUUUUAUUUUUAGGUCAUCUGCUGAUGUACAAACUUUAUGUAUUUUGUGUCUUGUAGAUUGUUGUUUGUAAUAUUGACUGAAAGUUAACAACAGAAUAUUUGAUUAUGCCAUUAACAUUCCAAAAUAUAUUGUGUAUUUGUUUUAAGACUGUGUAAGUGUUUUAAUAUUUAUUUUUCUAUAUGUUUCAGCUUGUUUAUAAAAUGUGCAAGAUCUGCCUUGAAGAUCGCUAAAGCUUACAUUCAGCAUAGGUAUAGAUAAAAAAUGAGCCACGCCAUGGAAAACUAACAUUGUGCAAUUGUGACCUGCAUGGAUCCAGACCAGCCUGUGCAUCCACGCAGUCUGGUUAGGAUCCAUACUGUUCACUUCCAAACCCUAUUGCAAUUAGAGAAACCGUUAGAGAACAGUAUGGAUCCUGACCAGCCUGCACAUCUGACCAGACUGUCACAUUCAUGCCAAGUUAUUUGAAAAUCCAUCCAUCGAUGACAAAGAUAUGGACCGGACACGCCCAUCAAUGCACUAUCCUUUAACAUCUAAGUGUGACCUUGACCUUUGAGCUACGAACCUGGGUCUUGCGCAGGACACGUCGUCUUACUGUGGUACACAUUCAUGCCAAGUUAUUUGAAAAUCCAUCCAUCGAUGACAAAGAUAUGGACCGGACACACCAAUCAAUGCACUAUCAUUUAACGUCUAAGUGUGACCUUGACCUUUGAGCUACGGACCUGGGUCUUGCGCACUGCACGUCGUCUUACUGUGGUACACAUUCUAAGUGUGACCUUGACCUUUGAGCUACGGACCUGGGUGUUGCGUGUGACACGUCGUCUUACUGUGGUAUGACAUAAUCACCAUUUUGUUGCUUUAAUGUGUGUAUUUUUAUGCAGAGGACAUGUUUUUUUCUACAUCCUGAUUACUUUAGCUUUAAACCAUCUACAUAGAGUUUAAGCUAGGAAAUCUUUAAGAUGGUAGCUUAAGAUUAAGUAUCCAACUUUGGCCUACAGCUUCCAACUUUCGCUGUAAACUGGCUAUCUUGGCUUUCAAUCUGUAACUUAAGCUUUCAACAGAUAACUUCAGUCUGCAGCUUGCUUUAGCUUGCUUCAAAUUAAACGUUGGACUUUGACUUUACCGUGAUACCUUUAAUCUUCAACUUCAACUGUAGGUUUAAACAUUCAUCUUUAGCUUUAAAGCAAAAACUUUAGCUUUAAACUUUCUCAGCUUGAGCCAGAAAACGACAGCUUCAGCAUUAGCCUUAGAAUUUUUGCUCCUGAGAGAAAUUGACAAUGAUUGGACUUUGAUUUUCACCAAAAGAUUUAGAUUUAUUACAUACAGUUUAGUUAAUAUGGAAACUUAAACUGUUUGUGUGUUUUAAAAGUUUUGAUACUGUACAUAAUGGUUUAAAGUGUUUUGUUUCUAAAUUUAGUAUUGUUUACACAUUUUUAUUGACAUUGUUCUAUAAAGUAAUGGAGCAGCUUUAUCUAUAGAUAAGUUCUUUUAUUUUUUUUGAAAUUUGAGAAAAAAAUGAGAAUCUCCGAGUUCUAGUCAGCUUUGGAUUUAGACUGAAGUAUUACAUAAAACAAAGAUCACAGUAUUUCAGUGGUACAUUUGUGACACCUCGCAAAGAGUGGUAAUGGGCCAUUAUUGUAAUCAUCUGUUCCUAUAGGGUGGUCUGUCUUUGUGCUUACACUGAAAUUUGAGCCGUGCUAUGGGAAAACCAGCAUAGUGGCUUUGCAACCAGCAUGGAUCCAGACCAGCCUGCGCAUCGGCGAAGUCUGGUCAGGAUCCAUGUUGUUUGCUUUCAAAGCCUAUAGCAAUUAGAGAAACCGUUGGCGGACAGCAUGGAUUCAUGCUGGUCGCAAAGCCACUAUGUUGGUUUUCCCAUGGCACGGCUCAUUAACAUAAUCACCGUGUAGAUAUUUAUUAUUGCUUGUAAAGUGCAAUGAAAUGUAAGCAUUUCAAAUUGAAACCAAAGAAAAGCGUCUGCUUUAGUGAUUGUUGAAGAAAAAAAUGUAGUUUACAUAUAGAUUUAUGUAGACUUCGUUUUUUACAGGAUAUUCACACUCUUUCACAACAUAUUUCAAAUUGACGGCAUAUUUCACAUUUUUACAGCAUAUUUUUCACACUUUUUCAGCAUAAUUCACACACUUUUUGAGCCUAUUUCACGCUCUAAACAUUUGAGAUUAGAUGAACUUAGAUAUUAUUGUGUGACUAAAAUAAAUUUCAUUUGUGUGUAAAUUAACAAUUGGCUGAUAUUUGUUACAUAUGGACCACCAACCUUACAGUGCGUUAUAAGGGAGACAAAGCCUUUUAAUUAUUAUAGAAUGUUUUUUUUUCUGCUUUGUAUAAAUAAGACACAAAGGAGAUAUUUCUUACUAAGAACAUGUGCUUUCUGAAUUUUGCUAACUUCCUUUGUAUGCCAGGUUAGGAUGUUAUCUGAAAAGUGCAAUGGAAUGCUAUAUACAGUUUUUGUGUAAUUGUUCAGACCACCCAAAGGUAAUGCCAGGAGGGUCUUUCUUCACCACCAAAAACUGGAAAAUUGCUGUUUGAUCUUUAAUUUUUCAGUGUCGUUAGUCACAACAAAAACGAAAAUAACAUCGCCAAAACAAAAUAUCGGGCAUAUGAUUCAAAAUGCUUUAAUUUCAGCUCUUUUAAAACUUUACAGAAAUUUAGGUUUUCAAAAAGAUCUGUGGUAAGUGAUUAAAGUAGACCGUAUUGAAAACUUUUUUUGGACAUGUAAAGUCUAUUAUUUGUUGAAUUAGGUAGUGAAAUAUUGAACUUAUUGUGUGUUCUGCCAAAUCCAUAACAGGUUUUCUUUUGGUGGCUUGAGGCUUUGAAAGAUCAAGAUAUAUUAUAAACAUCAUACCUCAGACCUCUGGAGAUAUCCUUAUAGAAAUAAAUUUCAUGGCCAGAAGUGUUGUAGUGUGGUAGUGUGAUGUUGAAUUUUUAUGCCCCCGAAGGGAGGCAUAUAGUUUUUGAACCGUCUGUCUGUCUGUCGGUCUGUCAGUCUGUCGGUCUGUCCGCAAUUUUCGUGUCCGGUCCAUAUCUUUGUCAUCGAUGGAUGGAUUUUCAAAUAACUUGGCAUGAAUGUGUACCACAGUAAGACGACGUGCAGUGCGCAAGACCCAGGUCCGUAGCUCAAAGGUCAAGGUCACACUUAGACGUUAAAGGAUAGUGCAUUGAUGGGCGUGUCCGGUCCAUAUCUUUGUCAUCGAUGGAUGGAUUUUCAAAUAACUUGGCAUGAAUGUGUACCACAGUAAGACGACGUGUCACACGCAACACCCAGGUCCGUAGCUCAAAGGUCAAGGUCACACUUAGACGUUAAAGAUCAUUUUUCAUGAUAGUGCAUUGAUGGGCAUGUCCGGUCCAUAUCUUUGUCAUUCAUGCAUGGAUUUUAAAAUAACUAUGCAUGAAUGUGUGACACAGUAAGACGAUGUGUCGCGCGCAAGACCCAGCUCCGUUGGUCAAAGGUCCUAAACUCUAACAUCGGCCAUAACUAUUCAUUCAAAGUGCUAUCGGGGGCAUGUGUCAUCCUACGGAGACAGCUCUUGUUUAAAUAUUUUGUAAGAACAAAAGAUGUGUUGUUCCCUGUGUAAAAUUCUGGCCAAUGGCAAAACUUGAAAUAUUAUUUCUUUUAAAUUUUCACCUUAAAAUGUGACUUUUAUCCAGUAUUUAGAAAGUUUUAUAGCCAUCCAUUAAACAAAUUAAUACAAAAUAGUCAAAAUUAAAUUUUAAGAAAAGUUUAAGUGUCUUUGCAUUGUAAAAAUAUUUCCUGUGACCACCUCAGAGUUUAUAAAGAUGAUGUAUAAUAUGAAUAGUAUGGACUUGCAUUUCAAGAGAAACAAAGGAAGAAAAACUUGUUAAAGACUAGGUGGACCAAACAGUAUUGAUGUUAGUGAUAUUGAACAAAAUUAUGUGAAUCAGUCAUUUGGGACUUUCUGUCCUGUGAUUAAAAUCAAAAUAUGUUUUCUUGUAUUGUUAAAAAAAUUCCAAUAGCAAUAAAACAGUAAUGUGUAGUUCAUAUGAAUAAAAUUGUGUUUAAAUGUG
Mercenaria mercenaria is the source of this 7615-nucleotide messenger RNA. RefSeq lists its product as uncharacterized. The coding region runs from base 47 to 850 and encodes 267 amino acids. The transcript is spliced from 2 exons. The record is from RefSeq and is a predicted model, not a curated record. Lineage: Eukaryota; Metazoa; Mollusca; Bivalvia; Venerida; Veneridae.